Molecule: messenger RNA, 201 nt
Organism: Eimeria tenella
Lineage: Eukaryota; Apicomplexa; Conoidasida; Eucoccidiorida; Eimeriidae
Exons: 1
Coding region: 1-201 (66 amino acids)
Source: RefSeq, a predicted model, not a curated record
AUGCACGCCACUCACCUCCUAAAAACAAAAACGCCUAACACCCUUCCACGCACCUACACAGCCGCAAAUCAACAAAUCACCAACGGCAAACAAGCCACCCUCCGACUCCCACUCUUCGCUGAAAACGCAUGCCCAAGCCCUUCCGUCCAGCCGACGCCGCGGCUCACUGGCUGCCAACACCAGCUCCAGCACGUAUCCUGA